AUGGAUUUGAAUAUAAAUGAAAAUUCAAAUACUCCUGACCAUAUCGGUGAAACUAUAGACGAGUUCUCGAAUGAUACUAACUAUACUAUGAAUGGACUUUUGAUCAAUUUCACAAAUAUAUCGAGUGAGACCAAAGAUGGCUAUGAAGAACUUGAGAGAGCAUUUCACAAAACUCACUACCCAGACGUAUUUUUCCGAGAAGAACUAGCCCUAAGGAUAGACUUGACUGAAGCAAGGGUGCAAGUUUGGUUUCAAAAUAGACGAGCAAAAUGGCGGAAACAGGAGAAAUCUUUGAACAAAAAUCCUCAUCAGCAGAUCAAUAAUCUCAUACCAACUAGUAUGCCAUCAGGUUCUUCUGCACCUUUGGAGAGCCCCCUUCUGAAUUUCACUACCUUAGACCAUAAUAAUUCUUCGAAUAUGUACCUGAAUUUGGAAUGGCCAUUCUCUUUUCCGAAUAAUGUUUCUCUGACUGAAAACCCACAUAUCAACCAAGCAUCUUCAUCAACUGUUCAGAGUUGCAGCAUGGAUAACAAUCUUCAAGAAACUUUAUUAAUAGCAGAUAGAAUAUCACAUUCAAUGCAGACUAGCAUGAUUGAGGACAGUAUUCUUCUUGGCGAUGAUUUAGAAAAUAGAAUUAUGGAAAGUUCUGGAAAUUUGACUCUGAUGUCAUCUCCUGAUGCAGAUAUUUCAAUUGAUCCAGAUCUCCUGACACUGAAGCCUCAUAAAAAUAGAUUGGACAAUCCAGAGCAUUAACGGACAUUUCAAAAUAAUCAAAAAAAUCUGUAAUAUUGCUCUUAAAUGUAUUGUAUAUAUGUCGAUUUUAUAUAUUUGAAGACACUUAACGAAUCUUUC
This is a messenger RNA of Phaedon cochleariae (mustard beetle), 852 nucleotides long. NCBI's taxonomy places the organism in Eukaryota, Metazoa, Arthropoda, Insecta, Coleoptera, Chrysomelidae. The record is from the annotation of a GenBank genome assembly.